AUGAAGUCUUGGUUCCUCGCCCCUGACUUCACCUUCACGCCCGACGGGCCCCUCCAGCUUGGCGCUGUUAUCCCUCAUCCCAGUCGUCCGAACAGACCCUUGCAUCACCCCGCUUUUACGGUGACGAAGGAGAAGGGCGUUGGGCAUAAUACCUCAUUGUCAGGUUCAGGCCCGGCAGGUCCCGUGCCUAUUGAAGUCGGUGCCGGUAUUUCAGGUGGAAAGGAGAGUUCCAAGACCGAUUCCUACGAAACUGCCCCGGGCAUUAUCUUCGCCUAUCGUCUUCACGCCAUACGUGUUCGUGGCAGCGGCACUGCAAGCUCAGAGAUGUUCUCGAACAAGAAGACAUUCAUGCAUGGCAGACCCGUGCCUGAUCCUGAGCCCUUUGAGGUUGUUGACGUUGACGCCGAGGUGUUGAAGGCUGAUAGGAAGGAGGAGGAGGAUGCACCAAACUAUGAGAUGGAAGAUCUUGGAGAUGAGGAAUACUGCUUUUUGGCGCAGGCAUAG
Molecule: messenger RNA, 504 nt
Organism: Fusarium musae
Lineage: Eukaryota; Fungi; Ascomycota; Sordariomycetes; Hypocreales; Nectriaceae
Exons: 1
Coding region: 1-504 (167 amino acids)
Source: RefSeq, a predicted model, not a curated record